This is a messenger RNA of Callithrix jacchus (white-tufted-ear marmoset), 7703 nucleotides long. Its product is annotated as sodium/hydrogen exchanger 11-like. The record is from RefSeq and is a predicted model, not a curated record. Lineage: Eukaryota; Metazoa; Chordata; Mammalia; Primates; Cebidae.
AACCAGCUUUGAAUUAGAUUUUUAAAACGUAUUCUUCUAAGUAGAAAGGAACAGAGUAGAACCUUAUUUAUGCUGAGAAUGUGAAAGGGACCAGUAAUUAUAUUAUGGAUAUGGUAUUAGGUGAACUUGGGCUCUGGUCUGAAACUCUGCCAUUCACAGGAUAGGUGAUCUUGAGGAAGUUCCCCAGCCUUGCUGUGCCUCAACUUUCAGCUGAGGAUUGAGAUGAUGCUCAGCAGAAUACCUGACACUUAAUAAAUGCUCAAUAAAUGUUAUUGAACACACAAAUGCUAUUUGUUUUCUUUUUCGUUGUUUUCUUUUCUUUUUCUUUUUUUUUUUUUUGAGACAAGGUCUCUCUGUCAUCUAGGCUGGAGUGCAGUGGUGCAUUCUUGGCUCACUGCAAUCUCUGCCUCCUGGGUUCAAGCAAUUCUCAUGCUUCAGCCUCCCAAGUAGCUGGGAUUACAGGUGUGCACCACCAUACCUGGCUGAUUUUUUUUUUUUUUUUUUUUUUUUUGUAUUUUUAGUAGAGACAAGGUUUCACCAUUUUGGCCAGGCUGGUCUUGAACUCCUGGCCUCUGGUGAUCUGCCCACCUAGGCCUCCACUCAAAGUGCUGGGAUUAUAGGCAUGAGCCACCAUGCCCAGGUACAAAUGCUAUUUUUCAAUAGCUACCAGAAAGCAUGAAAAAACAAUACUUUUGUCAAGAACAUUCUCUUCCUUAUAGUUAGAACAAAAACUGAAAGGUUUUGGAACAAAAACCGAAACUAGUUAAGUAUACCAAGAUAAGAAAGAUUUUAUACAUUUUUAAAUUAAGGAUCUAGUUAUAUUUAUGUCUUUAAGGCUAAUUUAAAAAUUUUAUUUCUUGAAAAAUUCUAGGCAAAGACUCCAAUAUCUGUAGCAAAAAAAAAAAAAAAAAACUUGGUUUACUUUCCACUCUUUCUCAAAGCCUUUCCCCAUGCGUUAGCUGGUGGAUUUCUGGGCAGUCUGGUGGUGGCUGCAUCUUACAGUCCCUGGAAAUCCAAAGAGCCCAGUGCAUCUGCUGGCAGUGCACCUUGUCAUCUGUAAUAGCACUGUGAGCUAGCUAGAGAAGUUUCCAGAAGCUGCUACAAAUCUCCAGGAUCAGCCCCUCAUUACCUCCUAGUCAGAUAAACCCCAAAUCUUGUUUUUUGGGAGGGGGGAAAACCACUUGAAUAAUAGGAGCCCAAGAACACUGACUUACCUACCAAGGAAUCUGGAGGUAGACGUAUGGAGUUCGUUGAUAUUGUCUAAUUUCCAGCCCAGAAUUUCUCCUCUUUACUAUUUUGCUGCUGUUCUGAAGGCCCAUGGAGUACAGUAUUUAUUUAAUAUCUUCUUUUUGGGAGCUGCUAUUGACCUUUCCAUCUUGCUUGUGGAGAAAUCAAAUAGAAGAGAGGAGGAGUCUUCUGUAUGUAGCAUGAGAGGGAAAGACCUCAGGUGCCUUAACUCCCAAAAUAGGAAGUGCUGUUUUUGAUGGGGUAUCAUAUUCAUAUUCCUCACCACAUUUUUUUCUGAGGAUUUAUAUCUGUACGUCUGCUUUGAGCAUUAAUUUUGAGUUCAAAUAACCGGUGGUUUUGCAAAGACUUUGGUUCUUUCUGUGCUCCAAAAGAAAAGUGAAAUAAUCAACAAUAUUGCUCCUUCGAUUUUCUUUUACGCAAGGAAUUGGCCUAAACCCAAGUCAAUGAGAAGUUAACUAGCACCUGAGCAUCAUUUUACAGCGUUUCUUAAUUCUGUCUGGUGUUAGGAAUCCCAUUGCUUCCACCCUAGACCUACAGAAUCACAACCCACAGCGGGAGUCAGUACGUUUAACAAGCACUUUAGGUGAUUGUUGUUAUUAGUCAAGCGUGAGAGACACUUGAGGAGAAAUUACUAUUAACUCCUCUUUUCAGUGAAGGAGCUAUGGCUCAGAGGGGUUAAAUUAACUGGCCCCCAAUCACAUGGCUAAGAAAUGUCAAUGUAAUGGCCUACAAAUGUGGUUAUCAUUCUGCUUCCACACAGCACCUCUCCAGAUCCCACCACAGCUCCUGCCUUCUCCUUCAGAGCCUCUGGUACAGCCGUAGUAAAUGCUGGUGGCAGGCACACAGCCCUCUCCUGUCCAUGGUCACCACCCCGCCUGUGGUUGCUGGGCUUUCUCCCCACCCCGCAGGUUCCACAGCCACGUCUGGGAUGGCUACCACUUCGCUGCCAGGAGUGGCAACUGUGAAGAGUUCCCCGCACAGUGGCCUUAGCACAUAAUCUCCAGUCUAUUGUUUUCCUCAUCACAAUUGGAAAUUAAUGUCUGCCCCAGUGUAGUAUGUUCAGACAAUGUUCACAAAAUACCCUGUUUGCCUUAACUGACUUAUCAGGGACAGGAUUUUAAAAUGUGGAUUAAGAUAUUAAUAGAAUUUUGAUGGUGGCUAAUUAAACAAUGAUUGCUUUUGGAGUACUUAAUAUUUUGCUUCUAACUAUUUCUGUGCUUUGUUUUUAGUUUAUACUCUAUGUAUAAGUAAUAUCGUUAUUGACGAUGGGAAUAAAUUCAUACAUAAUGACUCAGUCAGCCAAGAAGUUAGGUAAAGUAUAUGUCUCGUUCAUGAAUUAGCUGGGGAGAAAAACACCAACAGGUUAUCGUUGGGUGUCAAGCUCAAGAAAUUGGCUUAGAAAUUAUUCAUUUUUCAUUAUUCAUAUCCCAAGUAACAGAUGCUGUAUUACAUGGGAUAUUGGUUCAUCCAGUUUAACAAAAAUCAAAUGAACAAAGGCUUAAACAAGACAGAAGCGUUUUUCUUUGCCUUCACCAAAAAGUUUAGAAGUGUGAGAUGGUUCUGCUCUACAAGAUUGCGUAGAGAUCCAAGUUCCUUUCCUCUGAUUGCUCUUCUAUGCUCUAAGGAGCUGCUCUUGUCUACAGGGUAGAAACCUGCUCACUACCACCAUGUCUACAAUCCAACCAACUAGAAGGGGGAAAUGGUGGGGGAGGCUGCGUGGCAAUGGAGGGUAAGCAGCCUCUUUCUAAUAUAUCGUUAUCACUCACGUUUCAUUGGCCAGAACUUAGUCAUAUGGGCACUAUGGGCAAGGCAAGCUGGGAAAUAUUUUUUCUGGUUGACAAUAUGAUCAGUCAAAACUUAGAGAUUCUAUUGGCAGACGGAAGAAAAAGAUAAUGGAUAUUGGGAGGCUCUGCCACAGUUGGUUAUUUCUAAAAGGAAUCUCAGAUUGUUUACAAUAAAAUGCAUAAAUAUAAUAAAAUAACAAAUAGACACAUUCAGUAGAGAAAUCCAGGUUAAGAUACUUGGUGGCAGUAGGGUCAAGAAGAGAGGGGAAAAUUGGGGUGAGACUAGGCAAAGUCUCAUAGUAGAGCCUUAGUAUAGUUGAAUAUGCCACUAAAUUUAUAAUUUAUAAUUUAGCAACUAAAUUUAUAAAAUAUUCUAAAUCCUUUGCUGUCAUUUCAGCAAUGUUCACAGCAUCUUCACCAGGAGUAGAUGCCAUAUCAAAAAAGCACGUAGCUUACUCAUCCAUAAGAAGUAACUCUUCAUCCAUGCAAGUUUUAUUCUGAGAUUGCAGCAAUUCAGUCACAUCUUCAGGCUCCACUUUAAUUCUAGUUCCCUUUUUAUUUCCAUCACAUCUGCAGUUACUUCCUCCACUGAGGUCUUGAACCCCUCAAAGUCAUCUGUGAACGUUAAAAUCAGCUUCUUCUUGACUCCUAUUAAUGUUGGUAUUUUGACCUCCUGCUAUGAAUUAUGAGUGCUCUUAAUGGCACUUUGAAUACUGACUUCUUUCCAUGAGGUUUUCUACUGAUUUUCCCCAGAUCCAUCAGAGAACACACUAUCUAUGACAGCUAUAGCUGUACAAAAUGUAUUUAUUAAAUAAUAAGACUUGAAAGUCAAAAUAAGUCCUUGAUACUCAGGCUGCAGAAUGGACAUUGUGUUAGCAGGCAGGGAGACAACAUUCAUCUCCUUGUCCAUCUCCAUCAGAGCUCUGUGUGACUAAGUGUAUUGCAAAUGAGCAGUAAUAUUUUGAAAGGAAUCUUUAUUUUUUUCCUGAGCAGUAGGUAUCAAUAGUGAGCUUAAACUAUUUAGUAAACCAUGCUGUAAAGAGAUGCGCUGUCACCCAGGCUUUGUUUUUCCAUUUGUAGAGCUCAGACAGAAUACAUUGAGCUUAAUUCUAGAAUUUUCAGAAUGGUAAGUAAACACUGGCUUCAACUUAAGGUCAUCAGCUGUAUUAGCCCCUAACAAGAGUUAGUCUGUCCUUUGAAGCUGGGCAUUGGCUUUUAGUAAUGAAAGUCAUCCAUAGCAUCCCUUCCAAUAUAAGGCUGUUUAUCUGCAUUGAAAGUCUACUGUUUAGUGUAGCCACCUUCAUCAGUGAUCUUAGCUAGACCUGGAUAACUCGCUGCAGCUUCUCCAUCAGCACUUGCUGCUUCACUUUGCACUUUGAUGUAAUGAGAUGACUUCUUUCCUUUAACCUCAUGAACAAAUCUCUGCUAGCUUCUAACUUUUCCUCUGCAGCUUCCUCACCUCUCUCAGCCUUCAUAGAACUGAAGAGAGUUAGGGCCCUGCUCCGGAUUAGGUUUUGGCUAAAGGGAAUAUUGUGUUUAAUUUGAUUUUCGAUUCAGACCAUUCAAUCUUUCUCCGUAUCAGCAAUAAGGUUGUUUUGCCUUCUUAUCAUUUGUGUGUUCACUGGAGUAGCACUUUUAAUUUCCUUCAAGAGAUUUUUCUUUCCACUCACAACUUGGCUAACUGGUGCAAAAGGCCUAGUGCUUGGCUUAUCUCGUCUUUCAACCUGCCUUCCUCACUAAGUUUAAUCAUUUCUAGUUUCUAAUUGAAAGUAAGAGAUGUAUUGGAAUCUUUGUUAAAUGUAGCAUUCACCAGCUCUUAAUCAUUUUUACUUAUUUUUAACUUUAUCUCUUUAUGUUUUAACAUGUUGUCUGGUAUGGCUCAGUUUUCCCAUGUUUCACCUAAGGAAAUGAAGAAGGAAGCCCCAACAGAUGAAGUUUUAAUAGAAGAAGGCAGAUUGCAUGUUGCUAUAAUACAAAUGAAACUAUAUGAAAUUUUGGAAACCAGCAAACAGGAUGCUGUCAAAGAAUUAGGGCUCAUAGAGCAUGAAUGUCGUGAUAUUGUCAUUGCUUUGAAGACUAAGCAGGCAAUCCGAAAUGUGAUUGCUGAAGCUCUAAAAAAUCUCACCUUCCUUUGAUCAAGAGGCAUUACUGAUAAACAUGAGGACAUUGAGCUGAAUAAAGUAUUUCUUAAAAAAAUAAAAGCACUAGGUAACUUUCCAGUGGCAAUCCCACCCUCAACUCCUGACAAACACCUUCAUAAUAUCAUUUGGCUGGAAGGUAAAGAUGUUCUCAUUGAGUUCUUCGAGGAAAGAGCCAAACUUUCCUAUUUUGACUGUGGCGAUAUCAUUUGUAAAAAAGGUGAAAUGUCACAAGGAAUUUACUUAAUUAUUUCAGGAAUGGCAAUUUUGCAUAGUUUAUCUCCUACCUUUGGAAUAGGCAGUAGCCAAAGGCCUAAUAGAGAGUCCAGAGCCAUGUUUACAGAGCCCUGUACUAGUGGGGACAUAAUUGGAGAGCUAAUCUGUCUGCUUAUGCACGAAAUUGAAUAUACCAUCAUCUGUGAAACUAUUUUACAGGCCUGUUUUAUCUCCCUGGAGGAUUUAUAUGAAGGCUUUGAUGUCUUCUGGCCAUCUCUGGAAUAUAAAAUAAAGUUUGCUCUCAAUACUGCAUGUCAGUAUUUUAAAUCAAGUCUUAUUGACGAGGACUUAAGGUUUCAGAAGUGUGUGAUGGACAAUCAUGCAUAUGUGGAAACUUUAUCAAGCUAUAAUGAAAUGACUAUUGAUAAUAUGAUCAUGAAAUUGUAUGGCAGUGUAAUUGAUACUAAGACGGAGGAACCAUAUUUUGCACCUUGCAUUAUACCUAAAACCUGUGAGCAGGUUCAGGGAACUUCUGAUUUAAGCAAGCUGCUGAUAAUCCAAGCAUCUCAGCCUGACCACAGCAAUAGUAAAACCAAUGUUAUGGAUUUAGUUAGCCUCAGUCAACCCAAGUCUUCAAACAACCAGGAGAGUAUGUAACUGGAGGACAAAAGAUGAGGUAGUAAACUUGAUACUUUGAUUAGACUUUUUUCUUAUUGCAAAUAUUGAACUGCACAGCUAAAAUAAAGUAAGGUAAAAUAGCAGAAUGUAGGUGGUGAGAAAAGACACUCCAAGCUACAACUGAUUAAUUUGUAGACACAUUAGAAUAAAGCCAGUCUGAAUUACUUAAAAAUGAAAGUUACGAAAUAUUUUUGAAAGACGUAAUUUUGCCCCACCCCAUUUCCACCCCCUCACUGAUAUUUAGGCCAAAGAGUAGGUAUCUAUGGAAUUUGGGGUAAAGAGGGACAUGUAUCAUGCACACGUUUAGACACUAGAGUCUAAAUAUCCAUGUUUCUGCCUUUGGAAUGUGGAUUCCUGGAUGUAUGGAUUGCUAUGCUUGCAGUAUGGGGAGUCACAGGCUGAUCAUAGGCAUCUUCCUAGAGCACCAAUUUUACUUGAGCAUCUUUUAAAGAAAAAGGUUAACUCAUUUAACUGGUAGGUUAUUUAAAUCAUUUUAUAUUAAAAAACAUACUAUCGAGUAAGAUGACAAAUUUGCAUGCAUUUUUAAGAUAAGAGACUUCAAAACAUUUUGUUAUGGAGAGGCACGUGGAUUUUUGCCCCCACAUCUUUUCCUACUUUCCUCAGUGACCAGGACAAAUUUGGAGAAGUUUGAGAAGGCUGGAAGUUGUGCCUAGAGCUGAAGAGGAACGUGGGCCUGCCAUAUUGGACCAGGACAGAAUAGAGACAAAUUUGGUGGUGGUGGGGCAGCCUGCAAGGCUUGUGACUCCAGAUGUCUCUGUUAGGACUCCUGUUUGGGCCAGAGUAGACUGCUGGGUGGACUGGAGGAGCAGAUGGUUCUCACAGGGUAACAGAAUCCUAAGCAAAUGCAGAAGUGGGCCAGGUAGCAGUUACGGUGCUGAGCACAGGCUUCAGGGGCCUUUAGCACCUUCCCUUCUCCCAGCCAGGUGCUGUCAUCCACGUAAACAGCUUUAAGAGAAGUCCCUUGACCCACCUCAGCCCCAACCAGACAGACACCCUGAGACCCUUCUAACAGCAUUGUUGAUACUGCCACUGUUAUUUAUGAUAAUCAAGGUGGUUUGCAGUAUAUUUGUUGGGGGAAGGAAAGUUGCAUUCAGGACAUUUAUGGUCAAUAGUCCCUUUAAACAAGGUAACUUGGUUCUUUUCAGGCAGCUCUUCUAGGGCUUUUCUUUCCUCUCUCUUAAAGGGACCCUAUUUCACAAAUGGAAAUUAAGAGUCAAAUAAUUGAGCUCCUCAUUUGUUACUACCUUGUCCAGGCCCCAUUACUUAAAAAGAGUCUCAUUCUGGUUUACAAAAAAACUUUCCAGUAGCCCCGCAAUCAGUCAUAAAGUUAAUUAGAAUUCGACUCGCGAAACAUUUCUCUUCUUAAACACAGCUUUGUUAGACUACUCUCACUGAAUUCAUGUAGUAUCUCUUCACAAAACGACAGUGUAGAGAUGCACAUGUGAUUAAUUAUAUGCAUCACUGGAAACCCGACACAUGAUCUUUUAGGAGAAAUGUUUCAGAUAAUAAAAUAGAAAUGCUUAAAUGAGUUUUGUGGCUCCAUUUAACAGGUAAGAUGUUUUUCCUAACAUACUUAUAGCCUAAUAUUUAACUUUUGACUUCUUUUUGUGUGUGUGUG